Xenopus laevis (African clawed frog) is the source of this 3865-nucleotide messenger RNA. It is a transcript of the gene olig2.L, whose product is annotated as oligodendrocyte lineage transcription factor 2 L homeolog. The record is from RefSeq and is a predicted model, not a curated record. Gene Ontology annotation, biological process: oligodendrocyte differentiation; neuron differentiation; regulation of DNA-templated transcription. Lineage: Eukaryota; Metazoa; Chordata; Amphibia; Anura; Pipidae. Gene Ontology annotation, cellular component: nucleus. Gene Ontology annotation, molecular function: DNA-binding transcription factor activity, RNA polymerase II-specific; protein dimerization activity; DNA-binding transcription factor activity. The transcript is spliced from 2 exons. The coding region runs from base 6 to 1061 and encodes 351 amino acids.
GAGUGAUGUCACAAUGCGAUGCUGCUCCUUAUUGGUCGCUGGCACACCCUGCCAAGACAAUGACAUUGUUCUCAGCGCUGCCUAUAAAAAGCGGAGGCAGAGGGAAAAUUGUGAUCACUGUCACACAAGGCAUUGGAGCUACACAAGCGCCUCCACUGCACCUGCGCUAUCUCAGCACUGCCAACAGGCCCUUCUCUCUCUGCCCCAUGGAUUCUGACGCCAGCCUGGGCUCCAGCAGAGCCUCCUCCCCGGAGACAGACGAUCUGUUCCUACACUCGCGGAAAGGUGGUUUCUCGGGCGCGGUGUCUUCUUCCACCAUGAGCGACUCCCCCGCGGAGCUGAGCGCCGAGUUGCGCAACGCUAUGGCUUUGGCCGCGGCGGCGGGAGACAAGUUGGGCGCUUUUAAAGCAGCGGCGGCGGCUGCGGCGGCAGUGGCGGCCAAGAAGGACAAGAAGCAGAUGAACGAGUCGGAGCUGCAGCACCUGAGGCUGAAGAUAAACAGCCGGGAGCGCAAGCGGAUGCACGAUCUGAAUAUCGCAAUGGACGGGCUGCGGGAGGUGAUGCCUUACGCGCAUGGACCCUCAGUGCGCAAACUGUCCAAGAUCGCGACUCUGCUGCUGGCGCGCAAUUACAUUCUCAUGCUCACCAACUCGCUGGAGGAGAUGAAGCGCCUGGUCAGCGAGAUCUACGGGGGGCACCACCACCAUGCGGCAGCCGCAGCGGCAGCAGCAGCCGCUUAUCAUCCUGCAGCCUGUGGGGGGAUGAGCCAUGGGACCCCCCUGCCCGGGCACCCAGUGUCCCACCACCCUUUGCUCCCCAGCACAGCCUCCAUCACAGCUUCCAGCCUCUCCGGGGUGAGGGCACCACCCCCUCCUCCACCCCCUCCUGCUCCACCCGCCUCCCAUGGUCUCCUCAAGUCUCCCAGUCCAGGGGCUCUAGGCGGAGGUUUCCCCCAUUGGAGCGGAAUGCCCUGUCCUUGUAGCAUGUGCCAAGUGCCAUCUGCUGCCCAUCACCAUCUCACAACUGCCACCUUGUCCAGGCUCAGCACAGAUGCCAAGUGACUGCUCCUUGAGGGGGAGCACAGCCUUCCCCAUUCCUACCUACAGACAUAAAGGGUGGGCAUCUGAAAAACUGGGCCCCUCGUGGGCCCCUGAACUGGAAUGGAUCCUUCUGGUGGGGUCCAAUGUGCUCAGUAUACAGAGACCUGUGCGGAAAGGACUGGGGGACCUGUGCACAACACCAUUCCCUGGCUCUUGCAAAGGGACCGACGAAGUCGCAGCGCCGCCCGAAACGGUCCAGAAACAAUAAGAACUCGCUACUUUGCAUCACUUUUACUGCCGUUGCCAGGGAAACAUGAGAACUUGGUACUUUGUUGUAUCCCUCUGUGGCUUCAGGUCGGUUGCCAGGGAAACAAUAAGAACUUGUUACUGUGUAUCAACCCCUCUCCGACUCCUCUUGUGUAAUUCACUGGGGCAAAAGUGUCAGUUUUAGUGUGACUGUCAGACAGGUCAAAAAAGGCCCUGGCAUUCCGAGUACAAAGAGGAUCCAGCAGCCCAAUAAAUAGUGACUGUCUAUAGCACCUGAGAGCAGCCCCUCUGGCAUUUGCCACAACCCACAGAUUGCCAUUUCGGGCCUGCUGUCAGCUCAUUGCAACUGUCAGUUGCUCGCUUGACACAUGUAUGUGGGGUCACCAGUCCCCUCGCUUUAGCCUUUCUAGAUAAUGUUUGUUUUUUUUGGAGGGGGGUCGGGUAGCACUUUGACUUUGCUGUUGGAUAUUGAAUUGGCUCAAUGAUCUGCCAGAGCCCAAUAAGGGAGCAGAAAUGUCCAUUCUCAGUAUCAGUGGGGAUUUCCAAUAGGAGAAGCCUAUGGAUGGACAUUCCUGUGUCCCUAAAGCUCCUGUAACUGAGGGGCUUUAAUUGUUUGGGGGGGGCGUGACUUGGCCAAGUAGGGGUUCAGUUGACUCCUGGUUGCCUCACUUCAUCCUGCAUCUAAUGUUUUAAUGGUUCUGUGUCCCAUCAGCCUGCAGUUUUUUUAACUACUUCCCCCUAUAUAGUGAGCACCAAUCAGACAUUGACUAGUAUAGGUGCACCUGAUUAUUGUCCCCUACACUGCCAGAUAUUAUAUAUAUAUAUUAUAUAUAUAUAUAUUAUAUAUAUAUAUAUAUACAUUAAUACCCAUUAACUAUUCUGUGACUGCCCGACUUUAAGCCUAACCUUAAAGUUCCCCUGAAACUCUGCCCCAUGUCCCUAUAGAAUGGAUGUCGCUGCCAGGACUAUGAUAAAUGUCAACUAUGCAACUGUCACUCAGCUCAGUCAUGCAACCUCUAACCAGUGGGAGUGGUAUAAUAUACAAUAUAAUAUACAUCUUUUAUAAUAAUGAGCCCCAGUCCUUAUAUCUGCCAUCAGUUUGUGACCAGGGCACCCUGCCCCACUUUACUCCAACAACCAAACUCGUGCUGCGAUUGGUUCAUCUGUCAGUGUAAACUACAACUCCCAGCAUCCUCUGCUGUCAACCAAGAAUGCUGGCAGCUGUAUUAUGGUCAGUGUAUGCCAUCCUUUGGCUGUUUUUGAACUUGUGUAGGUUAAACACAACUGGAGGGCUGAAUUGCUUUCAGUACACUUGCAGUGCAUUUGGGAAAGUCAGGGGUAGGGGCAUCAGAUUAGCAUCACAUAAAAUAAAUGACCCCCUCUGAGAUCCUGAUUGCAGAAAGAGGAGUCAAUGAACCACAGAGGAAUAUACAAUGAGGCAGAGCUGGGAGACCCCCAAUGAGCCAAUGAAACAUAAGCAGCUGAGGGGGCACAGUGUCAUUUUUCUUUGCAGCUUGUGAAACACAUCAAAGGACUUCCCAACAUAGAGUGAGAUCAAGCAGCCCCCCUGCAGACAAGGCUUGGCUCAGACUCUCAGACCACCCCAGUGAUAGACCCACAGCCCCUUUUUUUUUUAUAUUCAUAGCUCAUAGGCACUCAAACUCUUAUUCAACUACAAAGUUAUCCAUGGAUGCUGGGAGUUGUAGUUCUGCUUCAGAUGGCAAUCCAAUGUUUAUUUAUCCAAUUUCCACCUGCAAUUAACUUGUGCACCAGAACCGACUGUCCUGCCUUCACCCCUUCCAAUACCAGGGGGGUGCACACCCCUCAAUCAGUUCCUGUAGCCCCUAAUUUUGCUUCUGAACCCCCAACUCUCAUCUUGUCCUAAACGAAAAUAAAGCAAAGUAAAUCCCUGCAAUCGUUUGUUAGUCCAAUAAAUCCAAUAGUAACAAGUCUAAUAUAACAUAAUAUUGUAUGUAUCACUAGGAAUGAUAUUCAUGUAAUAUCCAUGUUUUGUUUAAUAAUCCCUGUCUUCUCUUUGGCUCUCAAUGUGGGUUCUGAUUUGCUAUUUUUAUACAGCCUGAAAUUCUGUUACCAGACAAAAAAGAAUAUCUGUGUUUUGGAAUAUUUGUAAAUAAGAUGGAAAUGUGAUGAUCAUGUUGGUGCACUUGUACAGAAUGCCUUAUCCUCUGUAUCUUCUCCUAUGUAAAUAUUCCUGCCAGUAUAACCCCAAUAUCACCUGUCACUGCCUUCCAACAUUCAGGUUCAACUCUAUGUUCCAUCACUGCCCUGAUAGAGUCUCAUCUCUUUAUUUUUGUACAAAAUAUGGAAAAAAAAGUGCUAAAAUAUUUAUUACUUUUAUUUGGUUUUUGACGAAAAAAAAAAAUAUGAAUGAUCGUUAAAAGUUUGAAUAAAACCCUUUAAGUAAACGAAAAAGACCGAUUUCUUUCAUCAGUCGUUGUAUAUAUAUCAAAGGACUAUUUAUUAUUCUUUUGGCGCAUUUCGUCUGCAUUUAAAUAGAUACAACACACGCAACAUCUGUAUUUUUACAAUUACUUUUU